AUGAAGAAUAGUAACAAGGAACUAAAAAAGCAAUUUCAAAGUUAUAAAGAAUUUUGUUACAAACAACUAUAUUAUAAGAGUAACAUUUUAUGCCUAAAUAAUAAAGGUAUAUAUACAGACAUUGCAAAGGUAUUAAAAAAAUGUAGACAUAGCAUAGUCAAAAAAAAAUUACCAUUUAACUUAAUAAAAUUUUCAUCAAAAAUCCGUCGUUAUAAUGAUACAACAAAUUUAUUAAUAUUAGUAGGAGUAUAUAAUGUUUUUAUAUUACAAUUUACAGUUGCAAAUGCAGAGGAUUCGGUGUCACGACCUGUACAAGGUGAACAAAUGUCUAAUGGUACUACAACAGUCAACAUUACAAAAGAAGCAGCUAAGGUUGGGUUGAUGUCCGGCGUACAAAUCGCUCAGAUUACAAAAUGCAUGGUUGAAAGUAUUAUUGAUCUUAUUAAAUGCUUGAUUAAUAAAGGUACAAAAUUUGAUUGCUCAAAACGUACACCAUCUAAAAAAGCGAACGUAACAUAUUACUACAGCUGUCAGGAUGCAAAUUGUGAAUAUUAUUAUCAAUAUACACAACAUGGAGAAGAAAUGUGCAUAGAAAAUAUAGAUGAACACUCAGUAUCAUCAAUAGACUCAAUGGAAGACACGGAUUGUAAUGCACCAAAUCAAAGAGUUAAAAAGGGUGAGAAAGAGAAAAGCGAAGAGAAAAAUAAAGAAAAAAAAAAUGAUAACAAUAAGGGUAAUAAAAAGGACCAAAAGGAAAAGGACAAAAAAAAUUCGUCAAAUAAAACUCCUGCACUUCAAAGUAAAUGUUCAAAAAAUGAUAAUUUUACUGUGGGAUAUAAUCCAACACCAAAAUGA
Messenger RNA from Plasmodium gonderi, 855 nucleotides. RefSeq lists its product as hypothetical. Bases 1 to 855 code for a protein of 284 amino acids. The record is from RefSeq and is a predicted model, not a curated record. The transcript is spliced from 2 exons. NCBI's taxonomy places the organism in Eukaryota, Apicomplexa, Aconoidasida, Haemosporida, Plasmodiidae.